Messenger RNA from Myodes glareolus (Bank vole), 6285 nucleotides. It is a transcript of the gene Sel1l, whose product is annotated as SEL1L adaptor subunit of SYVN1 ubiquitin ligase. The record is from RefSeq and is a predicted model, not a curated record. Gene Ontology annotation, cellular component: endoplasmic reticulum membrane. Lineage: Eukaryota; Metazoa; Chordata; Mammalia; Rodentia; Cricetidae. Gene Ontology annotation, molecular function: protein binding. Gene Ontology annotation, biological process: ERAD pathway.
AAGGAACCUGAGCAGGAAGAGCGGCUGCGAGGCGGCGGUGAGGCGGUGGCAGCGGCUUAGUUGGUCGCGGCGACCGCGACGGCUCUCGACCUCGGAGAACAGAAUGCAGGUCCGCUUCGGGCUGACGCUGCUGCUCUGCACGGUGCUCCUGAGCUCGGCGGCCGCGUCCACGGAUGACGAAAAUAACCAGGAUGAAUCCAUAGAUUCCAAGAGUUCUUUGCCAGCAGAUGAGUCAGUGAAGGACCACACCACCACAGGGAGAGUGGUUGCUGGGCAGAUAUUUGUUGAUUCUGAGGAACCAGAGGUGGAGUCCCCUCUUCAGGAUGAGGAAGAGGGCCCCAAGACAGAGGAGGAAGUCACUGCCACCGAAGAAAUCAGCUUUGUAGACUCUCCAAGUCUAAGCAGCAAGAUCUAUGAGGAAGCAAAGAGAGCCCGGAAGCCAGUUUUGACUGCCAUUGAAGGUACGGCGCAUGGGGAGCCCUGCCACUUCCCUUUCCUUUUCCUGGAGAAGGAGUAUGAUGAGUGCACGUCGGAUGGGAGGGAGGACGGCAGAUUGUGGUGCGCCACCACCUACGACUACAAGACAGAUGAGAAGUGGGGCUUCUGCGAAACUGAAGAAGAUGCUGCGAGAAGACGGCAGAUGCAGGAAGCAGAGAUGGUUUAUCAGGCUGGGAUGAAGAUUCUGAAUGGGAGCAAUCGGAAGAGCCAGAAGAGAGAAGCGUAUCGGUAUCUUCAAAAGGCAGCAGGCAUGAAUCACACCAAAGCCCUGGAGAGAGUGUCCUAUGCUCUUCUGUUUGGUGAUUACCUCACACAGAAUAUCCCAGCAGCUAAAGAGAUGUUUGAGAAACUGACUGAGGAAGGUUCUCCUAAAGGACAAACUGCUCUUGGCUUUCUCUAUGCCUCUGGACUUGGUGUUAAUUCAAGUCAGGCAAAGGCUCUUGUAUAUUAUACUUUUGGAGCUCUUGGAGGCAAUCUCAUAGCCCACAUGGUUUUGGGUUACCGCUACUGGGCCGGCAUUGGAGUCCUCCAGAGUUGUGAGUCGGCACUGACCCAUUAUCGCCUUGUUGCCAAUCAUGUUGCCAGCGAUAUCUCCCUAACUGGAGGCUCUGUGGUCCAGAGGAUACGGCUGCCUGAUGAAGUGGAAAACCCAGGGAUGAACAGUGGGAUGCUGGAAGAAGAUUUGAUCCAGUAUUACCAGUUCCUAGCUGAGAAGGGGGAUGUCCAAGCACAGGUUGGUCUGGGACAGCUGCAUCUACAUGGAGGGCGUGGAGUAGAACAGAAUCACCAGAGAGCGUUUGACUACUUCAACUUAGCAGCAAAUGCUGGUAAUUCCCAUGCGAUGGCCUUCCUGGGAAAGAUGUAUUCUGAAGGAAGUGAUGUCGUACCUCAGAGCAAUGAGACAGCACUUCACUACUUCAAGAAAGCCGCUGACAUGGGCAACCCUGUGGGACAGAGCGGGCUUGGAAUGGCCUACCUCUAUGGACGAGGAGUUCAAGUUAAUUAUGACCUGGCACUCAAGUAUUUCCAGAAAGCUGCUGAACAAGGCUGGGUGGAUGGGCAGCUGCAGCUUGGCUCUAUGUACUAUAAUGGCAUUGGAGUCAAGAGAGAUUAUAAACAGGCCUUGAAGUAUUUUAAUUUAGCUUCUCAAGGAGGCCAUAUCUUGGCUUUCUAUAACCUAGCACAGAUGCAUGCCAGCGGCACAGGGGUGAUGAGAUCCUGUCACACUGCGGUGGAGUUGUUUAAGAAUGUGUGUGAGCGAGGCCGCUGGUCAGAGAGGCUCAUGACUGCCUACAACAGCUAUAAAGACGGGGACUACAAUGCCGCAGUGAUCCAGUACCUCCUGCUGGCCGAACAGGGCUAUGAGGUGGCACAAAGCAACGCAGCCUUCAUCCUUGACCAGAGGGAAGCAACCAUUGUAGGUGAGAAUGAAACUUACCCCAGAGCGUUGCUGCAUUGGAACAGGGCCGCCUCACAAGGUUAUACUGUGGCCCGAAUUAAACUUGGAGACUACCAUUUCUAUGGAUUUGGCACUGAUGUGGAUUACGAGACUGCAUUUAUUCAUUACCGCUUGGCUUCUGAGCAGCAGCACAGUGCCCAAGCUAUGUUUAACCUGGGCUACAUGCAUGAGAAGGGCCUAGGCAUUAAACAGGAUAUUCACCUUGCAAAACGCUUUUAUGACAUGGCAGCCGAGGCUAGCCCAGAUGCACAAGUUCCUGUCUUCCUUGCACUCUGCAAAUUGGGUGUCGUCUAUUUCUUACAGUACAUACGGGAAGCAAAUAUUCGAGAUAUAUUUACCCAUCUGGAUAUGGACCAGCUUUUGGGACCCGAGUGGGACCUUUACCUCAUGACCAUCAUCGCGCUGCUGUUGGGUACAGUCAUAGCUUACAGGCAGAGACAGCACCAGGAUAUACCAGUACCCAGGCCCCCAGGUCCGCGACCAGCUCCUCCCCAGCAGGAAGGACCGCCAGAGCAGCAGCCGCCACAGUAGCAGCCACACGCCCUCCUGGGUCCAUGACCACGAGGGAACUGCUUGCUGAGAACACUUGCAUUUGAUGUAGGGCUCUGGAAGAGGCUCGAAGAAGCAUGGGGUCCCAGAAGCUGCUUAGAGCCCGCUGCCUUCCUUUUCAGGGACGAGUAGCUCCCGCUGGAGCUACACUGAAUGUUUGCUUCAGUGCCAUAUGGAAUGACAACUCUCAGUGGCUUUCCUUCCUCCUUCUUUUCCUCUCCUUGUUCUGGAAUCAUAAGACACUCAAGUCAUGUCUGCUGUGCCCACCUGUCUCUCCUGAAAGCGUCCUUUUGUCACCCUGUGCGCGCGUGAGUUAUCACAUCAGUGUCUUCUCGGGUCCCAAGCCUUGACAACCUGGGAAAACUCAGUUAGUUGCAAGUUUAACCAUAAAAACAUGCUUAAGUCUGAGAAUAGAACUUGCCUUUAAGUCAAAAACAGAACAAGCCAAACAAGGCGUCUUCAGGGUGUUUGGGAAAGUUUACCAGCCUACAUGCAAGUACACAUAUAUGGCACUUUCUGUAUUAAAAGGGAUUAUUGAGCGGUUUCAUGUCCUGGCAGCUGCGACACUUCAGAACAGACUUCCUUGAAGACUGAAAGGCUUUGCUAAAGCAUUCUUUGUGAACGUCACUUCUUGUAAUGGAAUAGAAGUAAAACUCAGUGAAUUGACUCCUUGCACUCACAUAGGAAUUUGCCCCUGCUCCUCAGUGUGAUUUGCUUAUUGGGUGAGUGUGCAGAGUGGUCCAGAAGCCAGAGGACGGACUCAGUGGAGGAAUCGGAAAACAGCCUUAACCGACUUCGGGGGGGGGGAUGAGACACACCCUCCCACAAGCUGACACCCUGCUUCCCAGGUUUCGUUUUACUUUUCAUUUCUUACUGUACAGAGAACAGAGAACUCUCUGAAAAUCUUCAGAUGUGAAAUUCUAGUUUCAAGAUCUGUCGGGCAGUCACUUCCCUUGUAAUACUAAAACUCAGAUCAUUAAGGAUGAGUUAGACCCAGUACAUGGCGAAAACCAAGGCCUAGGUGUGCCGUUCUGUGUGCUCCGGUAGCUUCUUGUUUCUGACAGUCUUGUGUGGCUGUCAUGGUACCGCCCUGCUGUUAUAAACGUGAGGAAAUCGAGGCUGUCACACUUGAGCAUUUCCUGCUAUGGUUGAUGUACAAACAGUGAGCCUUGAGAACGUCACGUAGUCACCCAUAUGAAGGAAUUAAAGCUGAGGCUGACUUUGGGGUCUGAGUAAGCUCAGAUGGCAGCAGCCAGCACCCCAAAGGGAGCUGACACUAGCCUGCUGAUGUCACCUUUCCACUUUUCUGCCAUCCCUGUCCACCAUGAGACCUGUGGAGUGUGUAAUGCUUUGGGUUGGGAUCCUCAUCAGAACUUGGUUUAGUUCAUCUCUAAUGGACAUGAAGGCUUUCAUGUGAAGUUGUGUACUUUCGUGUGUGCUGACGGUAUUAUGGGAUACCUGGUAAGCAAACUCUUCUCCAAGAUACUUGCCUCCAAAUUUGAGGAGGUGGCGACAGAGAAGCCAUAUGCAUAAAAGAAGAUCUUUUGAGAAGCAUCAAGUGUUUCUCUCAAAUAUGUAAUGUUGCUUUGGGCAGCGCCUAUAAAUACUAGGGCUUAUUUGGUGUCCUGCACUUAAAGAUUAGGUGGUGAGUGGUACAGUAAAUGGGCUGUCACUGGGGCUGGCGCUGCUGCCUCCUCCUCCCAGCCCCACCCCAAGCCCAGCGUAACCCAUGGUGACAGAACUUAGAAGGCCCUGUUUGGAGUUAUUUAGGGGAACUGGGUACAGUGGUGGACCAGUAGUCCCAGUUCCUUGUGGGGCUAAGGGAGGGAAAUCACUUUAGGCCAGGAGUUCAAGGCAACAAAACAAGACCCAGUCUCUAAAAUUAAAUAGUUGGGAAACUCUCUAAAGUGACUGUGACUGCUAUGGUUGUCCUGUGCCACCCACCUAACAGCUCCUUGGACAACAGCAAUUUUCCCUCAGAGAGAACCUGGAGAAAAUACUUCUUAAGCUAGCAUACACUACCUAAGGCUGGAUGGGUCAGUGUGGUCUUGUCCCUCAUGCAGCGGACUUACCCCUUGCUGCCCUCUGUUGUUAAGAUUGCACAUGUUUUCCCUUGGCUUGUUAACACCUUCUCUUUCCAGCCUGGGUCAUUUGCACCCAGAAAUCUGGAUACCAUGUGUAAAAUAAUUCAAUUCUUACGGCUUAUUUCAAAGACGAUCUCAAAACGCUUUGCUCCUGCUCUCUUUCUGCUCAAGGCACAUGAUACCUAAGCAAAUAGGAAUUGGGUUUGGUGUUUCUCUUUAAAAUAAUGCACAGUUCUUACUAAUGGCAUCCAUUUGAAUCAAGUGGCAGUAAAGCUAGUUAAUGUCAGUGACAUUAAGCCAACUCCAGGAUUCAGGAGUUUUAGCAUUAGGGUUUAGAUUUCCAGAUAGAGCGUGGCUUCCUUGCUCCCUGUAGCCCACCCCUCCUGCCCCCUUUUGUGGUGUCUGUCCUGUUCUCUGCUCAUUCCCUAUUCCCCUGUGUGCCUGCCCCUUUGGGUAGCCAGCUGUUUCGGAGUCUCGACACCACAAGUUUUACUUCAGUGGUGUUUUACAAAGGUAAAGUUUUUCUUUUUGUGUUUGAAGUUUUUGUUUCUGAUUUCUGGGAUUUUUUUAGUUACUAACUGAUAGCACAAAAAAUAAGGUAAAUCAAAGGCUGUUUUUUUUUCAAAAAUUUAUUAACACUUAAACCAGAUUAAUGUAAAAAUACAAGUCCUAAAUCUUGAUAUUCUUGAAGGUUUGUUAUUCUUCUAAAUAUAAGAUUAAUUUCUGGCCAUCUUUCCACUCCCCUGUCUUGUCUCUACCCUGAGAGGCACUGGAGACCUCCUUCAGGAAUCUGGUAAUGAGCCCAUGACUGGCUGUUCUAGACAUAGAAUUCUGGUUUUGUUCGACUGGUUGGUUGGGUUUUUUUCCUCCCUUCUCUGCUCCUCAUGUUUGCUCUUUAGUGCUUGGGAGCAGGCAUGUAGGCUUCCAAAAACGGACCUCAGCUCUUCGUGUGUGUGGCAUGUGCACCAUUGUCUAAUUCCAUGUGCGCAACCUUCCUCUGCAGGGAUUUGGACUGGCAGGACUCUUCUGGUGGCCCACUCCCUGUCAAGACAGCUGAUGUUUGGCAGGGACUCUAAAGUCUAAAUAUUAUGGCCAGAGUUGUGCAGGAAAUAAUCAGAGCAAAAGAAAACUAUUUUAUGCAAAAAAAUAUAUUCUCCUCAGUUACUGAGAAAGAAAUGUUCCUGGAUGCUGUGUUGUCUGGUUUUUAAAUGGGUAAUGUUCUUUGAGAAGAAGCCAAGUGUCUCUACCCACUAGGGAUUUCAAGAAAAUUUGAAAUAACCCCAUAUACCAAUGAUUUGUAUCUUAACGAGACUGUUUACACAUUUAGAAAACUGAUUUUGUAUACAUAAGAAGGGUCCUUUGGUUAUGUGCAGGGAGCCGUUCAGAUGCGCUAUCUUUACUAUUUAUUGACGAGCAACCUGACACUAUUUCCCUUUUAUUUAAAAGAACAAUGUUGACAUGAUCAAAGCAUGACCACAAUAAAUUUUGAGGGAGGUUUUAAAGAGCAUAAGCUGGCAUUGUGAAGGAACACCAUAGUAGACGUUUGUAAAUUUAUUUUGUAUUUAAUGGAAUGCAGUAUAAAGGCUGGUGAAGUGUAUUAUAAUUGUGUAAACAAAUCCUGUUAAUAGAGAGAUGUACAGAUUCGUUUUGUACUGUAUCUUGAAACUUGUGAAAUAAAGAUCCCACCUCUGGUUA